Exophiala bonariae is the source of this 927-nucleotide messenger RNA. RefSeq lists its product as uncharacterized. The transcript is spliced from 4 exons. Lineage: Eukaryota; Fungi; Ascomycota; Eurotiomycetes; Chaetothyriales; Herpotrichiellaceae. Bases 1 to 927 code for a protein of 308 amino acids. Gene Ontology annotation, molecular function: alcohol dehydrogenase (NAD+) activity; zinc ion binding. The record is from RefSeq and is a predicted model, not a curated record. Gene Ontology annotation, cellular component: cytoplasm.
AUGACAACACACAUCGCAGGCCAUGAGGGCGUUGGCAAUGUGGUUGACGUGGGCGAAGGUGUUUCGCCUCUACUUUUGGCAAAUUAUGUUGGUGUCUCGUGGCUUCACCAAUCCUGUGGCAAGUGUGAUACCUGCUCAGUGGACUAUACGUAUUGUCCGAACCAGUUGAAUACCGGAAGGAAUGUACCAGGAACAUUUCAGCGUAAGUACCUCUCGCCUGCGGAGACUGUGCAUCGUCCGUCAAUACCAUCUUCUAAGCCUUCAACAAUAGAGUACUGCCUGGCAGACUCUGACUUCAUUACUGCGAUCCCGGCCGGUCUUCCUGCAGAGAUCGCUGCACCCCUUCUCUGCGGUGGAAUCUCUACGUAUGGUGCCAUUCUCCGCGCGAAUUUGAGCCCGAGGAGCUUUGUUGUGAUUCCAGGCGCAGGGGGAGGACUCGGCCACCUAGGCGUUCAGAUCGCAUCAAACCUGGGCCAUCGAGUCAUUGCAAUUGACUCCGCCCUGAAGGAGGAAUUGUGCCUUGCCCAGGGUGCAGAGCAUUUCUUCAGCCUAAGCUCGGCAGAGUUGGUAGAUCAAAUUCUAUCCGUCACCUCCGGAGGCGCCCAUGCCGUUAUUUGUGUGGCUGGUGCGCCAGCAGCCUACGACAUGGCGAUUUCCAUGCUUCGCAAUUGUGGAAAGUUGGUCUGUGUGGGUAUUCCUCCUUCGUCCUACCGUCUCGCGGUCAGCCCCUUCGAGAUGUUGGUCAAAGGGAUUCACAUCAUCGGCUCAACUGUUGGGGACCGAGCUCAGAUACGUGAGCUAAUGAAAAUGGCCGUAGAUGGCAAGGUCAAACCAAAGGUGACAGUGUUUGGAUUUGAGGAUUUGCCUUCGAUUUUGGAUAGUCUGAAUAACUCAAAGGUCGAGGGACGAUCGGUGGUCAGAUUUUAG